Molecule: messenger RNA, 3244 nt
Organism: Drosophila subpulchrella
Lineage: Eukaryota; Metazoa; Arthropoda; Insecta; Diptera; Drosophilidae
Exons: 7
Coding region: 43-3213 (1056 amino acids)
Biological process (GO): cilium assembly; cilium movement
Cellular component (GO): motile cilium; extracellular exosome
Molecular function (GO): protein binding
Source: RefSeq, a predicted model, not a curated record
UUCCCGUUUUCCCUGGCACACCUACGUAUAUUUUAAAUCACAAUGGAGAGAGGCAGCGUUCUCGGUCGGAAUACUGUCCGUCGGACUGCACGUCAUACCCGGCGAAGGCGUUCAACCGGAGGAAUCGAAGGCAACGGGAGCAAGACUUUCGACGUGCAAAAGGUGGAGAAACCCCCGGAGAACAGGACCUUACAGCAACGGGUCUUCCUCUACAUCCAGCUGAACGAGUUGACCAAGCUGCCGAAGACGGACUAUCCUCUGGAGCUGCACCUUUACCAUCCGAAGAACACGCUGCAGAAGAUGCAGGAACGCUACACCACAGAGACCAUCAUCUACCAGCACGAGUUUAACCUGAAGAAGCCGGUAUUCGCAUUGGGAGUCAUGCAGGACGAUAUCGAGGAUAUGAAUACGUUCAGUGAUCAGCCGCUGUUGAUUUCCCUCUACCAAAGGAUUCCCAGACGUCGAAAGGGGGGAAGAAAAAAAUCCAAGAAAGCUGUCUCAUCGACUUCGCAGGAAGUGAGUCAAUCGAAUACAGGGGCUUCGGAGAAUGGUGAAAAUGUUCCGAGGAAGUCUUAUCCUGACGCCGAAGAAGCUGGGGAGGAAGGUGAGGGAGGUAACUUUUCGGAGGAGCGACUGGAACUGUUGUCCCGCGGUCAUUGUGAUCUCUUGCAGCUUUUCCAGCGACGCCGCUUCAUAAGCGACAUAACCAUCUUCCUGUACCCGGAGUACCACACCUUAUCGAAGGCAAAGGCCCAUGAUAAAAUCACCUCGUGCAGCGUUUGGCACAUGUAUUCCAUACUGCCCAUCCUGAAGAACUUUAACUUCACCAAUUUGGCCUUUCUGACCCUGGAAUCCAUUUACAACGUUCCAGAGGAACUGCAUCCCUUAUCCGCCGACCUGGGCCUAAGUGUUUCCUUCCGUGCCAAGGAACCGGAGGGAGACAGCCUUACCUUCAGGGUGAUUCCUCUGUGCACCUACUCGGGAUUUAUAUCGCAGAUUAUCAGCGACCAGAACACCAGCAUCGUGUGGGAGGACAUCAAGAGGGACCUGCACCCCAAUAUGCACCUAAGCUUCAACCAAAUGGAGACAAACUCGAGGAUAAAGCUGCCAAAGUUGUUUCGCCUGUUGCUAUGGGAGCAGGACGUCGACUUUCAGAUUCACAAGAUCGAUGCCGUGACUGACUUGGCCCUGAUCAACAACUCCCUGCACCGAUUCGUACUCACCGAGGAUAUGCGAAAGAUCCUUGAGCAGGCUGUGGUGCACAAUGACUACGAGUUGCUGCUGCAACUGUACCAGGAGACAACCAGUAAUGUCCUGUACGAGGGAGUGCUCAAUCCGAGCAUCUUUGGCUACCCAGGCGUAAACUACUGCCGCUUUGCAGUCCACCUAAAGCCCCUUUUCGAACCGGAAAUCAAACUUAGCAUACCGAGAAGUACCCUGGAAAUGGGCCCCAUGUUCUGCACCUUCAAAAUUUGCUUCUUUCAGCCAAUUUGCGAGCGCAACGAACCCCUUGACAAGUACAAUGAGUGCCUCCUCAAAAGGGCAAAGCUGCGACGAUGUUUCGAUAUGGAAUUCCUCAAGGAGGACGAGGACGAUGUGGAUGUGUGUAUGGAGCUGUAUAGGGCCUUCGAUGAUCUCAUCUCCGAUACAAUAGGCUUCAUAGUCAAGAGGGGUGUGCAAGACAUCGAGGAUAAAAAGGACUAUUUCUGCUGCCACCUGGGCAACCUCUGCAAUCUGGUGUUGAAAAUCUGUGGCUGCGACUUUAACGUACGCAUGCCAACAAAAUCGAACAUAGAAUUCAGAGAAAUGCUGACCCACAUGUACAAGGAGUUGAUGGAUCGUAUUGAGGGCAUAGUAACUGCCUGCAACUGGAAAAAUAGUUUUGACUGUGCGACGCAUCAGGAUUAUGGGGAACACGGCUUGACCCGGCUGAUGAAUGAAAUGCGUCUGGUCAGCCACUCCGGGCAGAGGGAUUUGGCCAUUCAUAUAUUCGAGGAAAUCGACAAAAGCACCCCAAACCGCAUUAUAUUUGACUUUGUUACCCUGAUAAACAGCGUCGAAACCCUGCAGUUUGAACAAGCUGCUAGGUAUUUCAUGAAGCCCAGGACCAGCGAUUGGAGUGGACAUUACUUCACAUUGCUUAUGCAGCUCUAUAUUAACUACAUGAUGGAUCUAAGAUCCCCAGAUGAAGAAGUUCUAAGCACGGCAAAAACGAAUAUGAUCGAGAGUUUGCGCCAAUUCGCCGAUAAGAACAGGCUGGAAUCGGAGAUCUGGAUUCUGUUGUACUGCUAUUACAGGGAAGCUGAUUAUUUGCCAGGGAUGGAGUUCACGCGUUGGAAAUUUCAGAAUCUCCAUGAAAUUUCUUCAAAGACUCUAGCCUUUACCCCCACCUCCCUUUAUGAACUGUACCUGCCAGUCGACUUCGAAUUGAGGAGCUCGUGCACCCCGAUGAACACUCAGUUCUAUCCAGUUUUUAAGCUGUUUGCUCGCUUGGGAGCGUACGCCUUUGCCGAAAUGGUUUUUUCCGUCGUAGAGCAGUGUUUUUCGGAAGCUGAUGUCUAUCUUAUAAAGACCACUCUAAAGAUUCUUCAGCGACAGAUUGAUAGUAAGUUUAGAAUUAUUAAGAUGCCUACGGACAACAGUGUGCAGGGAAAGUUGAAACGCUGUUACCAACUGCACAUCAAUGGCAGUGUGGAAUAUUCCCGUGGACGCUGCGACGAAGCUCUGAAGUAUUUUGAGGAAUUGUAUUUAGUAACGGAUCCCAGUGACAGGUCAUUGUUUAAACUGAGUUUCCUGCGUCUCGGUCAAUUGGCCUUUGAAAGGGAAAAAUUCGAUUUGUCCGAAAGGGCCUACGACAUCUGCUUGCCUUGUAGUCAAAGGCGCAAGAACUUUACGGCAAACUAUGGAAAGGGCCUGGCACUUUAUCAUCAAAAUCGACUGGAGGAAGCGAUUCCCUUUCUGUCUCGCUGCACUGAAAUCGACAUCUUUGUUCCCGAUGUCUGGGGUUAUUUGGCCACCAUUAACCUGAGACUAAACAAAAAUAAAACUGCCUUGGAGUGCUGGAAGGUGGCUAAAAUGUACCCUGAACUAAGCAUCAGCAAGAACGUGUAUGCCGAACUGGAUAAGAUUCAGUACUCGGAUAUCCAUCUGCUAGUAGAUGACGAUGGGAACCCAGCGGAAAAGAUGUUGAAAAUGGACUUUCUUCCUUUGUAAUUAAAAGCUUUAAAACCACCCAAGAAUAUAU